Coffea eugenioides is the source of this 1047-nucleotide messenger RNA. Its product is annotated as protein Iojap-related, mitochondrial. The transcript is spliced from 4 exons. Bases 42 to 629 code for a protein of 195 amino acids. NCBI's taxonomy places the organism in Eukaryota, Viridiplantae, Streptophyta, Magnoliopsida, Gentianales, Rubiaceae. Gene Ontology annotation, molecular function: ribosomal large subunit binding. Gene Ontology annotation, biological process: negative regulation of ribosome biogenesis; negative regulation of translation. The record is from RefSeq and is a predicted model, not a curated record.
AACCAAAGAUUGAAGUAGUAACAGAAGGCAGCAGUGAUCCAAUGUGGUCGGCAGUAAGAUGUCGAACGUUGUCCUCCGCCGUCCAACAAUGGAAGCAGCGACAGCCAGGGCCCACGUUACUCAACCGCGCUUUCUGCUCUUCCUCGGUGGUAACGGAAGAACAAUCGCCGGAUAACAACAAUAGUAAGAGUCGGAGCCGCCGAGAGUUCCUGAACUUGGAAGAAGUGCAGAAAGUCCUGAGCGACGUCAAAGCAGACGACGUCCAAGUUAUUCCCGUUCCCAAAAACUAUGAUUUCGCCGAUUAUAUGGUCAUCGCCACCGGUCGCUCCGAUUGGCACGUCCGUAAUAUUGCUCAAGCCCUUAUUUACAAGGUUAAGCAAAAGCAAAAGGGAGCCAAGAGGAUGUUGUUGCCCAGUGUGGAAGGACAGGAAGGGGGGAAGUGGAUUGUUAUUGACUCAGGUUCACUGAUAAUUCAUGCUCUUGAUGAGAAAGUGAGAGCAUAUUACAAUUUGGAGAAGCUUUGGUCCUCGGGGACAUCAGCUGAUGAACAGACACAGGAUCUGGACAAGGCCUUUAUAAAGGUCCGCCGGAAGAAUAAUUCAAAAAAGCGUCCCCAAGCAAGUGCGUGAUUGUCAAACUGUGGAUGUCUAAUCGGAUCUCAUCCAAUUCUGUGGAGCACUGGCGUACUUGUUUGAAUUUUGGAUCUCCAAUUAACAAUUGAUGCAAGCGGAUGUUGUACAGUGAUUUGGUUAACAGUACCUUGCUUGGCAGAAGAAAUUUUGCCCUUGUUUGGUUUUCCCAGCGCCCUUGAUUUCCCUGCCAUGCUAUCAACAGUUCCUUUUCAUCAAUGUUUUAAGAGUGCAUCCUUCUGUCAUUGCAAGGGCACAAGAUCUAGUUACAAGAACCACCAAUGUUUUUAGAAAAUGAGCAACCCUUUUGAGGAAUUAUCUCAAACACGUAGUAUAUGAAACAUAUAGAUUACUCAUUCAAAUUUUGGAUUGUAAAUUGUUUGAGAUAAUUUUGGAUAUGAUGUACGUUAGAUAAAAA